CAGCCAAUCACUGGACACCAAUCACGGCGAAAUCGGACUUUUCGUUGCCCCUCCGAGGGGAUAGUUGACUCAUUGUGCCUUUUACAAGUUUCCCGCAAACUUGUACGAAGCAUUGUCACUGUCACAAUCAUGGUUGCGGGACAAGCUUUGUUAGACCGCCUGGAACGGUGGUCACAGCGUUUGAAUAACUUGACUGUCUCACCAUUGACUCGAGACUAUCCCGACACACAGAAGCAAGAUGGCAAACGCACCAUUGAGGCCUUUGAGUCGGUGAAGCUCCCCAAGGACACUCAAUUGGCCGUUAAGAAGCUCUCUGGAGCUUCCUCUUCUGACUUCACUGUGUUUUUGACUGCCUUUGUAGUCUUGGUUGCUCGUUUGACCGGUGAUGAAGACAUUGCCGUGGGUACCAGCGUGGGUGACGAUGGCCGUCCAUUUGUCCUUCGGGUCCCUAUCAGUGCGUCAGAGACCUUCACUCAGCUGUAUGCUAAGGUAGACAAGAUCUUCCAAGAAGGUGCCUCCGAUAUCGUGCCCCUCGGCAGUCUGCGUGCCUACAUCCAGCAAAAUUCCAAGACCGAGCAACCUCCCACCCUUUUCCGAUUCGCCGCCUAUGAUGCUCCCGCCGCCUCGCAGGAAUACCCUGCCAACACUUUCGACAGCACUGACUUGGUGAUCAACGUGGCACCGGGCAGCUCAGAGGUGGAAUUGGGUGCCUACUAUAACCAGCGUCUCUUCUCCAGCGCUCGUAUUGCUACCAUUCUCAAGCAACUUGCUCAGAUUACUAUCAAUGCGGCGGCGAACCCAGAUGAGGCCAUUGGCCGCGUGGACAUGAUGACCGAGGACCAGCGUUCUCUUCUACCCGACCCUACCAAGGAUCUUAACUGGUCCAACUUCCGUGGUGCGAUUCAUGAUAUAUUUUCUGCCAAUGCAGAGAAGCACCCUGAAAAGAUUUGCGUGGUAGAGACCAAGUCAAGCAACUCUCCUCACCGAGAAUUCACUUAUAAGCAGAUUAACGAGGCUUCCAACAUCCUCGGGCACCAUCUUGUGCAAUCCGGUAUUCAGCGGGGUGAAGUUGUCAUGGUCUAUGCCUACCGCGGUGUAGACUUGGUCGUUGCUGUUAUGGGUGUCUUGAAGGCUGGUGCCACUUUCUCUGUCAUUGACCCCGCAUACCCUCCAGAGCGUCAAAAUAUUUACCUGGAUGUUGCUCGUCCCCGUGCGCUAGUCAGCAUUGCUAAGGCCUCUCGGGAUGCUGGUGAGCUAUCGGAUAUUGUCCGUUCUUUCAUCACCGAGAACCUGGAGCUUCGCACAGAAGUGCCUGCUCUUGCUCUCCAGGAUGAUGGAACCCUUACUGGUGGUACCGUCAACAGCCAGGAUAUCUUCGCAAACCAGGUUGAAUUGAAGGCUAGCAGUGUGGGUGUCGUGGUUGGUCCCGAUUCUACCCCAACCCUGUCUUUCACAUCUGGUUCGGAGGGUCGGCCCAAGGGUGUCCGUGGACGUCACUUCUCUCUUGCAUAUUAUUUCCCUUGGAUGUCUGAGACCUUCAAGCUCACCCCCAACGACAAGUUUACUAUGCUGAGCGGUAUUGCGCAUGACCCCAUCCAAAGAGAUAUUUUCACUCCCUUGUUCUUGGGUGCCGAGCUACUUGUCCCUGCUAGAGAGGAUAUUCAAAAUGAGAAGCUUGCCGAGUGGAUGCAAAAUUACGGUGCCACCGUUACUCACCUUACCCCAGCCAUGGGUCAAAUUCUUGUUGGUGGUGCCUCGGCGCAGUUCCCGGCUCUUCACCAUGCCUUCUUUGUUGGCGAUGUUUUGAUCAAGCGUGACUGUCGUUCGCUUCAGGGCUUGGCCCCCAACUGCUUCAUCACUAACAUGUACGGCACCACAGAGACUCAGCGUGCUGUGAGUUACUUUGAAAUUCCUAGCUAUUCGAGCCAGGAGGGUUACCUUGACACUGUCAAGGAUGUCAUCCCAGCAGGCCGUGGUAUGCUGGACGUUCAGAUGCUGGUUGUCAACCGCUAUGACCCUACUCGUAUCUGUGCUAUCGGUGAGGUUGGUGAGAUUUAUGUGCGUGCUGGUGGUCUCGCUGAAGGCUACCUCGGUUCUCCUGAGAUGAACACCAAGAAAUUCUUGACCAACUGGUUUGUGAAGCCCGAGGUCUGGACCGAGAAAGACCAGGCCCAGUCUCAGGGUGCUAAGGAACCGUGGCGAGAGUUUUAUGUUGGCCCGAGAGACCGCUUGUACCGUAGCGGAGAUCUUGGACGAUACACCCCGACCGGUGACGUCGAGUGCUCUGGUCGAGCUGAUGAUCAGGUGAAGAUCCGUGGUUUCCGUAUUGAGCUUGGUGAGAUUGAUACUCACUUGUCUCGGCACCCUCUUGUCCGUGAGAAUGUCACCCUGGUCCGACGUGACAAGUUCGAAGAGCCAACCCUGGUCAGCUACUUCGUUCCUGAUAUGAGCAAGUGGUCUGAGUGGUUGGAGAGCAAGGGAAUCCAAGAUGACACCUCUGCUGAGGGUAUGGUGGGUAUGCUGCGACGCUUCCGUCCUUUGCGUGACGAUGCUCGUGACCAUCUCCGCAGCAAGCUCCCCACCUACGCUGUGCCUACUGUCAUCAUCCCUCUUAAGCGUAUGCCGUUGAACCCCAACGGUAAGAUUGACAAGCCAGCCUUGCCUUUCCCUGAUACCGCGGAGCUUAGUGCCGCAGCCCCUCGACGCCGCUCGUCGGCUGUCCAGGCGCUGUCUGAAACUGAGCAAACCCUUGCUCAGAUUUGGGCCAAGCUUAUCCCCAACGUGACUUCUCGCAUGAUUAGCACCGAUGACUCGUUCUUUGAUCUUGGUGGGCACAGUAUCCUUGCGCAGCAAAUGUUCUUCGAUUUGCGUCGCAAGUGGCGUGGUAUUGACAUCAGCAUGAACGCUAUCUUCCGCAGCCCUACCUUGAAGGGUUUCGCUGGUGAGAUUGACCGUCUGCUUGAUCGAGAGUCCUUUGCGACCACCGAUGAUCCUGAUAAGGGUGCUGCGCAGGCCCACAAUGUGCCCGACGAUGAAUACUCCAAGGAUGCUCGGCAGUUGGCCAGCGAGCUCCCCGAGAAAUUCCCCGUGCGGACAGAGCCUAUGCUCGACAGCGAGCCUACCGUCUUCCUUACCGGAGCUACUGGCUUCCUGGGGGCCCAUAUUCUUCGUGAUUUGCUCACCCGUAAGUCUCCCUCUACCAAGGUUGUCGCCUUGGUUCGUGCCAAGAGCGAGGAGCUUGCUCUUCAACGACUCCGAUCUACCUGUGCUGCUUAUGGCUUCUGGGAUGAGUCCUGGGCUAGUGACAACAAACUUCAAGCCAUCUGCGGUGACCUUGGCAACCCUCAAUUUGGUCUUUCGCAGACCCUGUGGGAUGAUCUCACAAACCGCGUCGAUGCUGUGAUCCACAAUGGUGCUCUCGUUCACUGGGUCUACCCCUAUGCCACUCUGAGACCCGCCAAUGUGAUGGGUACUAUCGACGCUCUUAAGCUGUGUGCUAGCGGCAAGGCCAAGCAACUUGCUUUUGUCAGCUCUACCAGUGCCCUCGAUAAAGACUACUACGUUCAAGAGUCCGAGCGCAGCCUUGCAGCCGGUGGGGAUGGUGUCAGUGAGGAUGAUGAUCUCGAGGGCAGCGCCGUUGGUCUCGGUACAGGUUACGGCCAAAGCAAGUGGGCCGGUGAGUACCUCGUCCGUGAGGCUGGUCGCCGUGGAUUGAAGGGAACGAUCAUUCGCUCCGGAUAUGUGUUGGGUGACUCUACCACCGGUACUACCAACACCGAUGACUUCCUUAUCCGUAUGUUGAAGGGUUGCAUUCAGUUGAAUGCUCGCCCCAACAUCAACAAUACCGUUAACAUGGUUCCCGUGGACCAUGUGGCUCGCAUUGUCAUUGCCACUGCCUUCCACCCUCCUUGCACUCCCGUCGGUGUUGCCCAUGUCACUGGUCACCCACGUCUUCGUUUCAACCAGUUCCUUGGCGCUCUUGAACUCUAUGGCUACAAUGUCCCCCAGACUGACUACGUUCCUUGGUCAAUGGCCCUGGAGCAAUAUGUCAAUGAUGGCCAACACGACGACAAAGACUCUCAGCAUGCUCUCAUGCCACUUUAUCACUUUGUCACUUCGGACCUUCCUUCCAACACCAAGGCUCCCGAGCUAUCCGACACCAAUGCCGCUGCGGCUCUCAAGGCCGAUGCCACGUGGUCAGGGGUUGAUGUGUCUGCCGGUGCUGGUGUGACCGAGGAGUUGGUUGGUCUGUAUGCCUCUUAUCUGGUGCAAACCGGAUUCUUGCCCGCCCCGACCCUCGCUGGGGCCCGCCCUCUUCCGCUUGCCCGAAUUACCGAGGAGCAGAAGAAGACUUUGUUGAGUGUUGGUGGCCGCGGUGGUGCGGCUUAA
Messenger RNA from Penicillium verhagenii, 4389 nucleotides. It is a transcript of the gene aarA, whose product is annotated as L-aminoadipate-semialdehyde dehydrogenase. The record is from RefSeq and is a predicted model, not a curated record. Gene Ontology annotation, molecular function: L-aminoadipate-semialdehyde dehydrogenase [NAD(P)+] activity; phosphopantetheine binding. Gene Ontology annotation, biological process: L-lysine biosynthetic process. The transcript has 5 exons. The annotation marks the transcript as partial. NCBI's taxonomy places the organism in Eukaryota, Fungi, Ascomycota, Eurotiomycetes, Eurotiales, Aspergillaceae.